Selaginella moellendorffii is the source of this 1917-nucleotide messenger RNA. RefSeq names its product putative protein TPRXL. NCBI's taxonomy places the organism in Eukaryota, Viridiplantae, Streptophyta, Lycopodiopsida, Selaginellales, Selaginellaceae. The transcript is spliced from 2 exons. The record is from RefSeq and is a predicted model, not a curated record. Bases 14 to 1018 code for a protein of 334 amino acids.
AUAGUCUUUGAGUAUGGUUUGGUUUCUAAGAUUGAAUACAAUGUUGUUGACGCUGGUAAUCGCAGCAGAGAGUUCUGGAUCUAGUGCGGGACUGUCAGUUUCCGCGAGUGGCUCUGGUGUUGAAGCGGCAGCUUCAGUAGGAUCUAGUAGUUCGUCAGCUGGCGAGCCGACGCUGGUAGCAUCAUCGUCAACUUCGCCAGCUUUAACGGGAUCAUCACCAUCAACACCGGCUUCUGGAGAAUCCACACUAGCGUCGUCGUUGUCUGGAUCGUCUACUCCAAUUGCUUCGACUGGAUCAAGCACGCCAGGCCAAACUUCGAGCUUGUCCCCUCAGACUGUAUCAAGCUCGGCUCUACCUGGCACUGGAACUGGAUAUGGCACGAGCUACUUGGGUGGAGACGUCGGCACGCCUGCGAGUUCUUAUGGCUUUGGCGCUCCACCACCACCACCAAGCUCUCAGACGCCACCAAAUCCUUCUCCAUCGCCAUCGCCAUCGCCAGCAAAUCCUUACGCGUCUUCCUCUUCUCCUCCCCCGUCGUCGCAAUCUCCAGCAACCAGGAGCUCUUUUGCUGGUUCAUCCAGAGGAGGAGGAGCUGCUGCUGGAAACAGGAUCAACAAGGGACCAAUGCCCGAGUUCAAGCUUCCAGACGGCACGAACAAGUGGACGUCGGUGGAUGAGAUGAGGCGGCACUACUUCCCAAACUGCGAUAACGAGCCGCCGCCACGCAGGACAUACAAGACCCCCGACCCCAGCGCGGGUGGAUUCGUCAUCCCCGACGGCUCCAGGAAGUGGAACUCGAUCGACGAGAUGCGGCGGCACUACUUCCCAAACGAGGAUUUCUCCACGCCGCCAAAGAGAACGUACAAGGCCCCGGAUCCAAAGGCUGGCGGCUUUGUUCUUCCCGACGGCUCUCGCAAGUGGAACUCGAUUGACGAGAUGAGGAGGCACUACUUCCCGGACGAGGACUUCUCCAAGCCUCCCAAGCCCUUUGGUUCCACGGGAAAGAGUGACAAGUGAUCGACAAAGCUUGCCAUUGCCACCUUUUCGUCUGAAAACUAUUCUAUUUAUCCAAACCUUUAUGGAGGUAAAGCCCUAUUUGAUACAUUGGAUUAGAUUAUAUUCAAACAAAUAUUUUAAUAUGAAUAUCUAUGGCGCAAGCGUGAACCUCAUGGCAGCCAUUCAAUGCACGAUCCAAGUGGUAAGUCUCGGCCUUCGAAGAAUUCGACUCCGUUAGGUUUCUUGUGAUUGAUCAUCGCUUGCGCGGAUGAUCCGUCACAUUCUUCCACAAGUUAGAAUGUGAGCCUUGUGCUCGUCGGGGGGCCCAAUUCACCAUCUCCAAUUCCGAGUUUACGCUGUGGUCGUGGGUGCUACCAGUCGGGCAGCUCAUCCAGAAGCUCCAGCUGCGAGGAUAUAAAGUGAAGGUAAAGUCUCUUCUCCUCUCAGCAUUUGCCUGUAAUGGGCAAAUGUUUGAGGCAUUCUGUUUUAACUUAAACUUCUGUGAACACCUUUUUUAUGAUGGCUUUCGUACGGAAAUAUGAUUCUGAGACUUUAGAGAUGCUGCCUCGGUCGGUGAAAAUCGUUGUGGGAGGAGACGUUGAAAGCAGCGGUCCAAGGUCGCAACAAGAUUAUCUGCUGGAUCAUAUUUCCUGCUGAUCCAUACGAGUUUACAACAAGGGAAAUCUAUCAACAGCAUUCCAGGCUAGCACAAACUCGUGCUGGGCGGAGCAGCAAGCAAGCUGGUUGUGGCGAAAUUCAUCUGAGCAAAAGAGGUGGAUUCCUGGAAGAUGAGGAGAGGUGAAGCUUCCAGUGACUGGUACUUUUUUCUUGUGAGUAGCAAAGACUUGUUUUUCGGGGUUUGUACCCAGCAGAGGUGGCUAUGUAGAAAUGGUGAAAAACUUAUCGGUUCCUUCGGGUUU